Messenger RNA from Sporothrix brasiliensis 5110, 927 nucleotides. RefSeq lists its product as uncharacterized. Gene Ontology annotation, molecular function: metallopeptidase activity. The transcript has 3 exons. The coding region runs from base 1 to 927 and encodes 308 amino acids. The record is from RefSeq and is a predicted model, not a curated record. NCBI's taxonomy places the organism in Eukaryota, Fungi, Ascomycota, Sordariomycetes, Ophiostomatales, Ophiostomataceae.
AUGCGCCCUGCCCUUUUCGCCCUGUUGGCUCUGGGGCCUGUGUCCCCGGCCAGCGGCCACCCGCAUUCCAGCAGCGAGGCGACCGACGUCGUGCCCCGCAGCGUGACCAGCCUCCAGUACCUCGACAAGCUGCCCGAUUGGACCGCAGAGCAGCGGCACCUGCUGGACAUUGGCUUUGACGAGGCCAUUGACCUGGCCAAGUACGCGCGGUGGGAGCUGCUGCCGCCGGGGAAGAGCCAGGUCAACAAGAACUCCAAGAUCUUCAAAAAGUACUUUCGGGCAGAGGACGUCGAGACCGUGCUGGGCGUCUUCCAGUCCCUGCUGUCGGACAGCACCACGGGCAGCGACCGGCUCCAGGCGAUCCACUUUGGCAACAUCGACCCGCAGGCCGCCUGCGAUGCCGUCCGGUCCGGCGACCCGGUGCCGCCGGGCACCAUUGCCCUGUACACGACGCCGUGGACGCUGCACGCGGCCGACAAGGCCAGCUUCAUCUUCGUGUGCCCCGUGGUCUGGCAACUGGGCUACCCGCGCACCAUCCACGACAUCCAGUGCGAGGCGACGUGUGCCAACGCGGCCAAGAAGGAGUGCUGGCCGUCGGCACGCAUGGCCACCUACGGCGGGCUCAUCCUGCACGAACUGAUACCAAAGGGCCUGGAAAGCGGCAUCUUCGACGAGUCCUUCAAAGACACCGAUGGCAAAACCGUCCUCGCGUACGACAGCUAUUAUACGCAGAAGCUCGUCAAGGGUGCUGAAAAGAGCAAGGCGCUGUACAACGCCGACAACUAUGCCAUGUUUGCGAGGGAGGUGUGGUUCACAUUGAAAUGCCCGUUGAUCAAGUACAAGGACCCCGACCACUGGGAGUCGACCAUUCCCAACAACCUCAAGCCGAAGCCCAAGUCCGCCGGCGUCGGGGCGGGGGAGCUGUGA